Messenger RNA from Peromyscus eremicus (cactus mouse), 986 nucleotides. RefSeq names its product glutamine amidotransferase class 1 domain containing 3 (gene Gatd3). Gene Ontology annotation, cellular component: mitochondrion. NCBI's taxonomy places the organism in Eukaryota, Metazoa, Chordata, Mammalia, Rodentia, Cricetidae. The record is from RefSeq and is a predicted model, not a curated record. The coding region runs from base 72 to 872 and encodes 266 amino acids. The transcript has 7 exons.
UCCGCCCAACUGCGCACGCAGCAACGCUGUGCCGUGUGCUUCUCUCCUGACACUGCUGUCUGUCCUUCGCUAUGGCUGUCGUCAGGGCUCUGGUGGCGCCGAGGCUGCUUUCUGCGCUCGCACCGCUCUCGGGGCGCCACCAUGCUCCCUCCCAGCGCGCAGCCCUUCACAGCUCCGCACCGCGGCCCGGGGCCAGGGUGGCGUUGGUGCUGUCGGGCUGCGGAGUCUAUGACGGAACCGAGAUCCACGAGGCCUCUGCGAUCCUGGUACACCUGAGCCGAGGUGGGGCUGAGGUCCAGAUCUUUGCUCCUGAUGUCCCUCAGAUGCAUGUGAUUGACCACACCAAGGGAGAGCCUUCUGAGAGUGAAAGCAGGAAUGUUUUGGCAGAAUCAGCAAGGAUUGCCCGAGGCAAGAUCACCAACCUGGCCCAGCUCAAUGCUGCCAACCAUGAUGCCGCCAUAUUCCCUGGAGGCUUUGGAGCUGCCAAAAACCUGAGCACGUUUGCCGUGGACGGGAAGGACUGUAAGGUUAACAAGGAAGUAGAGCGUGUCCUGAAGGAGUUCCAUGGGGCCAGGAAGCCCAUCGGCUUAUGCUGCAUCGCACCUGUUCUCGCUGCCAAAGUGAUCAAAGGUGUCGAGGUCACCGUGGGCCACGAGCAAGAGGAAGGUGGCAAGUGGCCUUAUGCUGGAACUGCAGAAGCCAUCAAAGCCCUGGGUGCCAAGCACUGUGUGAAGGGUGUGACCGAAGCUCAUGUAGACCAGAAAAACAAGGUGGUCACGACCCCGGCCUUCAUGUGUGAGACAGCGCUCCACCACAUCCACGACGGCAUUGGGGCUAUGGUGAAGAAGGUGCUGGAACUCACAGGGAAGUAACGCUGCCUGGGCCACACUCGGCCUGUCUGGGCUCCAUUCAGCCAGGACACAGGAGUGCCUUUCUGUUAGAAGCAUAGACGCUUUCUGCCUGAAGAAGGAGCUUUGCCUCCGUCU